AUGGCUUCUAGAAAAUCAGCAAAGAAGACCGAGAAGUCCGCCACCACCGCCGGUAGCAGUAGCAAUGACCCACCACCCAAAGAAACCCCAACAAAAAAAAAAGAAAAAUCCAAGGCCAUAGCUGCCAAAAAAGCCGCACUAAAAGGUACAAACGGCAAGGUGAAAAAGAAAGUCCGAACCUCCACCACGUUCCGACGCCCAAAAACGCUCCGACUUGCUCGUGAUCCAAAAUACCCACGAAAGUCAGUUCCACAUGCCCCGCGACUUGAUCAAUAUAAAAUCAUUAAACAACCGUUAAACACCGAAUCUGCAAUGAAGAAAAUUGAGGAGAAUAACACCUUGGUGUUUAUUGUGGACGUUAAAUCUAAUAAACGUCAGAUUAAAGACGCAGUAAAAAAAUUGUAUCAAGUUGACGCGCUAAAGAUUAAUACUUUGAUAAGACCUAAUGGAACUAAAAAGGCUUAUGUUCGACUCACCACUGAUGUAGAUGCAUUGGAUGUUGCCAACAAGAUUGGAUUCAUUUAA
This is a messenger RNA of Ambispora leptoticha, 525 nucleotides long. The record is from the annotation of a GenBank genome assembly. NCBI's taxonomy places the organism in Eukaryota, Fungi, Glomeromycota, Glomeromycetes, Archaeosporales, Ambisporaceae.